This is a messenger RNA of Vitis riparia (riverbank grape), 5121 nucleotides long. RefSeq names its product probable leucine-rich repeat receptor-like protein kinase At1g35710. Lineage: Eukaryota; Viridiplantae; Streptophyta; Magnoliopsida; Vitales; Vitaceae. Bases 4 to 3597 code for a protein of 1197 amino acids. Gene Ontology annotation, biological process: protein phosphorylation. The record is from RefSeq and is a predicted model, not a curated record. The transcript is spliced from 7 exons. Gene Ontology annotation, molecular function: protein kinase activity; protein binding; ATP binding.
ACAAUGACCCUUGAAUAUUCUUCAUCCUACUCCUUACUCCCCCGACUCAUCAUCACUCCUUGCUUCUUCAUAUUUCUCCUUUUCCUUUUGUGCUCAAUAUCAUCAUUCCAUGUCACUUUUACAUUUGCCUCUACACCUAUCACUUCUUUUUCGAAAGUUGAACAAGAUCAAGAAGCACUCGCUCUUCUAACAUGGAAGGCUAGUCUUGAUAAUCAAACCCAAUCUUUCCUCUUUUCUUGGUCUGGACGCAAUUCUUGCCAUCAUUGGUUCGGAGUGACUUGUCACAGGUCAGGAAGUGUCUCCGGUUUAGACCUUCAAAGUUGCGGUUUGAGAGGUACACUCCAUAAUCUCAAUUUUUCAUCACUUUCCAACCUCCUUACUCUUAAUCUUUAUAACAACUCCCUCUAUGGAACCAUUCCAAUCAACAUUGGCAAUCUUUCCAAACUGAUCACAGUUUUGGACUUUCGUUUCAAUCAUUUCAUUGGUGUAAUAUCUGACCAACUUGGAUUUCUAACAUCUCUUAGCUUUCUAGCAUUGUCUUCUAAUAAUUUCAAAGGCCCAAUUCCUCCUUCCAUAGGGAACUUGAGGAACUUAACCACAUUGUACCUUAAUUCAAACAGCCUAUCUGGUUCUAUUCCUCAAGAAAUUGGAUUGUUGAGAUCUCUUAAUGUUAUUGAUUUGUCAGCUAAUAAUCUCAUUGGCUCAAUCCCUCCUUCCAUAGGUAAUUUGAGGAACUUGACCACUUUGCUCCUUCCGAGAAACAAACUAUCUGGUUUUAUUCCUAAAGAAAUUGGAUUAUUGAGAUCUCUUACUGGUAUUGAUUUGUCAACUAACAAUCUCAUUGGUCCAAUCCCUUCUCCCUUAGGUAACUUGAGGAACUUAACCACUUUGUACCUUAAUUCAAACAACCUAUCUGGUUCUAUUCCUCAAGAAAUUAUAUUGUUGAGAUCUCUUACUUAUCUAGUCUUGUCAUAUAACAAUCUCAAUGGUUCACUACCAACUUCCAUAGAAAAUUGGAAGAACUUAAUUAUUUUAUACAUUUAUGGUAACCAACUUUCUGGCUCCAUUCCUGAAGAAAUUGGAUUAUUGACAUCACUUGAGAAUCUUGACUUGGCCGACAACAAUCUUAGCGGUUCAAUACCAGCUUCCUUAGGAAACUUGUCCAAGUUAAGCCUUUUAUAUCUUUAUGGUAACAAACUUUCUGGAUUCAUCCCUCAAGAAUUUGAGUUACUGAGAUCUCUUGAAGUUCUUGAGUUGGGAAUUAAUAAUCUCACUGGUCCAAUCCCUUCUUUUGUAGGAAACUUGAGGAACUUAACCACUUUGUAUCUUUCUCAAAAUGACCUUUCUGGUUAUAUCCCUCAAGAAAUCGGAUUGUUGAGAUCGCUUAAUAUUCUUGACUUAUCAUUUAACAAUCUCAGUGGUUCAAUACCAGCUUCUAUAGGAAACUUGUCCAGCUUAACCACUUUGGCUCUUCAUCACAACAAACUCAGUGGUGCCAUUCCUCCAGAAAUGAAUAAUAUCACUCAUUUGAAAUCUUUGCAAAUGGCUGAGAAUAACUUCAUUGGCCACCUACCACAAGAGAUAUGCCUUGGUAAUGCUCUUGAAAAAGUUUCAGCCCAAAUGAACCAUUUCACUGGUCCUAUUCCAAAGAGCUUGAAAAAUUGCACUAGCUUAUUCAGAGUUAGGCUUGAAAAAAACCAACUUACUGGAGACAUAGCUGAAAGUUUUGGUGUAUACCCUAAUCUAAAUUAUAUUGAUCUGAGCAAUAACAAUUUUUAUGGUGAGCUUUCUGAGAAAUGGGGGGAGUGUCACAUGCUCACAAACCUGAACAUCUCCAACAACAAAAUUUCUGGUGCUAUACCACCUCAACUUGGGAAAGCAAUUCAACUGCAACAACUUGAUCUCUCCUCAAAUCAUCUAAUUGGGAAGAUCCCAAAAGAAUUGGGUAUGCUUCCUUUACUGUUCAAGUUGUUGCUAGGCAACAACAAACUUUCAGGAAGUAUUCCUCUGGAAUUGGGAAGCUUAUCCAAUCUUGAAUUCCUUGACUUGGCAUCAAACAACUUAAGCGGUCCAAUUCCCAAGCAACUGGGAAACUUCUGGAAAUUAUGGUCCUUGAACUUGAGCGAGAAUAGAUUUGUGGAUAGCAUUCCUGACGAAAUUGGAAAGAUGCAUCAUCUUCAAAGUCUCGAUCUUAGUCAAAAUAUGUUGACAGGAGAGAUGCCACCGCUGCUUGGAGAAUUACAGAACCUGGAAACGUUGAAUCUCUCCCACAACGGGCUAUCUGGCACCAUCCCACACACGUUUGAUGAUUUGAGAAGUUUGACAGUUGCUGAUAUAUCCUACAAUCAGUUGGAAGGUCCUCUCCCCAACAUCAAAGCCUUUGCUCCAUUUGAGGCAUUCAAAAAUAAUAAAGGUCUGUGUGGUAAUAAUGUCACUCAUCUCAAGCCAUGCAAUGCUAGUCGAAAGAAGGCCAACAAGUUUUCUGUUUUGUUCGUAAUACUCCUACUUGUGAGCAGUCUAUUGUUCUUACUUGCUUUUGUUAUUGGCAUUUUUUUUCUUUUCCAAAAAUUGAGGAAGAGAAAAACCAAGUCUCCUGAAGCAGAUGUUGAAGAUCUAUUUGCAAUAUGGGGCCAUGAUGGGGAAUUGUUGUAUGAGCACAUCAUACAGGGGACCGACAAUUUCAGUUCGAAACAGUGUAUUGGCACUGGAGGAUAUGGUACUGUUUACAAGGCUGAGUUGCCAACAGGUCGGGUUGUUGCUGUGAAAAAGCUUCACUCAUCAGAAGAUGGAGAUAUGGCUGAUUUGAAAGCUUUCAAAAGCGAGAUUUAUGCUUUAACACAGAUAAGGCACCGCAACAUCGUCAAGCUUUAUGGCUUCAGUUCCUUUGCAAAGAACUCAUUUUUGGUUUAUGAGUUUAUGGAAAAGGGGAGUUUGCAAAACAUUCUAUCCAACGACGAAGAAGCAGAAAGAUUAGAUUGGACUGUGAGGCUAAACGUUAUUAAAGGCGUGGCUAAAGCUUUAUCGUAUAUGCACCAUGAUUGCUCACCUCCUGUAAUUCAUCGAGACAUAUCGAGCAACAAUGUUUUGUUAGAUUCAGAAUAUGAAGCUCAUGUAUCUGACUUCGGCACGGCUAGGCUUUUAAAGUCAGACUCAUCUAAUUGGACUUCAUUUGCAGGAACUUUUGGUUAUACAGCUCCAGAACUUGCUUACACGAUGAAGGUGGAUAAUAAAACCGAUGUUUAUAGCUUCGGUGUUGUGACAUUAGAAGUAAUUAUGGGAAGGCAUCCCGGAGAACUCAUCUCAUCCCUGUUAUCAUCAGCGUCCUCCUCAUCUACAUCACCAUCAACGGUCGACCAUUUCCUGUUGAAUGAUGUGAUGGACCAGCGCCCCUCACCUCCUGUGAAUCAAGUGGCAGAGGAAGUAGUGGUUGCAGUGAAGUUGGCAUUUGCAUGUUUGUGUGUUAAUCCCCAGUCUCGGCCAACUAUGCAACAAGUUGCUCGAGCACUCUCAAAACAGUGGCCACCAUUGUCAAAACCGUUUUCUGUGAUUACGUUGGGUGAGCUGCUGGCUCAUGGUCAUGGGGAUGAAACUAGCUGAGGGUUCUCACUUCUCCAUGUAAAUUUGUUAUCGAUUGAUUAUUACUGAAAAAUGUAAAAGCAAGAAGGCAUACUGUUAUGACAUCCAUGAGGUUAUUCAGAAGCAUGAUCUGCCACCAUGUGAUGUCCUUGCAACCUUUGGAACAUAUUUUCCUUUGAAGGGCCCCUCAAUCAGGUGUAUCAGUAACCAAGUAGGCUACUGAAUAUGAAGAGCCUGCUGGGGAUGCACUCAAAUUCAAUCAUCCGGAAUCAUUGAUGUUUAUCAUUUCAGUUCGAUCCUAAGGGCUGUCGUGGAGGAGUGCGGGAAUGCCGAUGACCGUGUCUCUACUUCUGAGGCUGCCAAACAAUCUGCAUCACCGGAUGCUUGGACAAGUUGAUUUUAUUAAUGGGGGGCCCUCCAUGCCAGGGUUUCUCUGGGAUGAAUCCGGUUAACCAAAGCAGCUGGAGUAAAGUUCAGUGUGAAAUGAUCCCAGCUUUCUUAUCCUUUGCCGACUACUUUCGGCCAAGGUUCUUCCUGCUCGAGAAUGUGAGGAUCUUCAUGUCUUUCAACAAAGGACAGGCAUUCUGACAAACUCUAGUUUCGUAGAGCAGUCUAUGAAGCAUUCAUCAGCAUUAUUAGAUUGUAAAUUUCCACCUUGGUCUUGAGCUGUGGUCACAACUGUUGAGGGUUUUGCAGAUUUUUCCAAAAUUUUGUACCUAACAUUGAAUCAAAUCCCAUCCUCUUGGGUCCCCAUGAUGUAAUUUUUCACAAAACUGGACAACCCAGACAGGUCUUAGAAUUUAGGAGGCCAUAAAAAGAUGAGGAUUGAAUUGAAUACGAGAUGUAUUGACUCCAAUUGCAAAGCUGUAAUUUGAACAGAGAACAGAGGAUUUUACAUUCUAGACGUGAGGGGCUUAUAUCUAGGAAAUAAAGUGGGAGCUUCAGAUAAAACUCUUUGAAGUCUGAUAUGGAAAAUUUCUGUUGUGUGUCUCACAGGAUAUAACUCUGGUGUCAAUAACACUGGAGAUUUGGAGACGCGUCAUGGAGACAUGGGCCUAAUUGCAUGGGACGUGCUCCUUCCAUCUGGGGCAAUCAUCCCUAGAUACUUCAAGCAUCAUGAUCCUCAAUGGUUUUAUCUUCAUAUCUCGAUCCAGAUUGUGGGUUUUCUUCCGGGUCUUGCUACUGUCGUCGCAGGAAGGACACUCUACAAUGGACUGGAGUCUUAUCGCAUUCCCAAAUUCAAGAUUCACAGACCCCUCGGAUCCUUGGUGUUUUUCCUUGGCAUUCUUCAGGUAAUGGCAUUGAUUCUAAGGCCGGACAAGACAUCCAAACAGCGCAAGUACUGGAACUAGUAACAUCACUUGGUAGGGAGACUUGCUCUCAUCUUGGGAGCUCUGAAUAUUGUGAUUGGACUUUGAGUGGCAGAAACAGGCCGGGGUGGAAGAUAGGAUAUGGGUUUCUUGUGACAGUAAGUGUCCUUGGGGCUGGGGAGAUCCAACAUGUAAUCUUUACAAUUUUUUAAUAGAUUGUUGAGAGUGAUAAUUC